Pundamilia nyererei is the source of this 5771-nucleotide messenger RNA. Its product is annotated as ADAMTS-like protein 1. Gene Ontology annotation, biological process: extracellular matrix organization; proteolysis. Bases 352 to 4911 code for a protein of 1519 amino acids. NCBI's taxonomy places the organism in Eukaryota, Metazoa, Chordata, Actinopteri, Cichliformes, Cichlidae. Gene Ontology annotation, cellular component: extracellular matrix. Gene Ontology annotation, molecular function: metalloendopeptidase activity. The transcript is spliced from 26 exons. The record is from RefSeq and is a predicted model, not a curated record.
ACAUCGGCGCGUAACGACCCGGGAGUGUGUUUCUUUAAGAAUGUAAGGUGGGUGAGACCCUUUUCCUGACGCACGCCUGGUAUGCAAACAUAAAUUUAGCAGCAACGUGUUUGCCGGGGGAACAAAAUAUCUGGAAGCGACCGUGGACUGUCAUGCUGUCUCCGUCCGCUCUUGGCUGACUUUUACCUUUUUCCUCUCUCGCUCUCCUGGAAACUGGAGCCGGAGCGCAGCGCGGAGAGACGAGCGGACCUCUUUCUCCCCGAGUGACUGGGGCAGGCUGGGACAUAGAGCGGGCGAUCAGAGCCGUCUAUCAACGCUUUGAAAUUACUUAAGAGUUUGUUUGCGUCCGUGAUGAGUGGGAGCUGUUUGUGGACGACUAGCCUGGUUCUCCUCGCUGUCUGUGCGAAGAUUGCCGUGUGGGCCAACAAUGGAGAUGCAGUGUUCAUCAGGGAAUUCACGCUGAUUCGGCGAGAUCACCUUGCUGAAGAGCCUCUGCAUGAUGGCGGCCAAAAACCAGAAGACCCGAGUUCUCGUACCGCCCGAUCAGAAGAGGACAGAGACACGCUUUGGGACGCCUGGGGUUCCUGGAGUGAAUGCUCUCGUACAUGUGGCGGAGGAGCCUCCUACUCCCUCAGACGAUGCCUCAGUUCCAAGACCUGCGAAGGACAGAAUAUCAAAUAUCGCACAUGCAGCAAUGUGGAUUGCCCUUCAGAUGCCGGUGAUUUCCGUGCCCAGCAGUGUUCAGCUCACGCAGAUGAGCAAUACCAGGACCAGUACCACGAGUGGCUGCCGGUAUACAACGACCCAGACAACCCGUGUGCUCUCAAAUGCAAAGCCAAGGGCUCAGGCCUUGUGGUGGAGCUGGCGCCCAAGGUGCUGGAUGGGACACGCUGUUACACAGAGUCUUUGGACAUGUGCAUCAGUGGUAUCUGCCAGAUUGUAGGUUGUGAUCAUGAGCUUGGAAGCACUGCGACCGAGGACAACUGUGGAGUCUGCAAUGGAGAUGGCUCGUCCUGCAGGCUUGUGCGGGGACACUACAAAUCCCAGCAUUCUUCAGGAAAAACUGAGGACACAGUGGUCACCAUCCCUUACAAGAGUCGUCACGUGCGUCUGAUCCUGAAAGGCCCGGAUCACUUGUACAUGGAGAGUAAGACUCUACAGGGGGUAAGAGAUGAACUGGUCUUGGAUAGACCCGGGCAGUACUACAUAGAGAACACCACCGUGGACUACCAGAAACUUUCAGAUAAAGAAGUCCUGAGAAUCACUGGCCCACUCGGAGCUGACUUCACAGUCAAAGUGCAGUUUACGGGUGGUACGGACAGCGUGGUCCAGUACAUCUACUACCAGCCCAUCAUCCAUCGCUGGAGAGAGACCGACUUUUUCCCGUGCUCCGUCACAUGCGGUGGAGGUUACCAGCUAACCUCAGCAGAGUGCUAUGAUCUACGGAGCGGACGGGUGGUUGUAGACCAGUAUUGCCAUUACUACCCGGAGAAUGUCAAACCCAAACCCAAACUGCAGGAGUGCAACAUGGAGCUGUGCCUGGACAGUGACGGCUACAAGGAAAUUAUGCCAUAUGACCAAUACCACCCCCUGCCUCGAUGGGAGAGCAGCCCCUGGACGGCCUGUUCCACCUCUUGCGGCGGGGGCAUCCAGAGUCGCUUGGUAUCGUGUGUGGAGGAGGACAUGCAGGGGACCAUCACUCCCACAGAGGAGUGGAAGUGUCUUUACUCUCCCAAAACGGCUAUCCUGCAGCCCUGCAACACAUUUGACUGUCCCACCUGGCUGGCACAGGAGUGGUCACCAUGCACAGUGACUUGUGGUCAGGGACUGCGCUACAGGGUGGUGUUAUGCAUCGAUCACCGUGGCCUGCACGCCGGAGGCUGCAACCCUACCACCAAACCGCACAUCAAAGAGGAGUGCCUGGUGACUGUGCCCUGCUACAAGUCCAAAGAUACACUACCAGUUGAGGCAAAACCUGUGUGGCAUAAGCAGGCCAUAGAGCUUGAGGAGGAAGUCACAGCCAGUGAGGAACCAACCUUUAUCCCCGGUCCCUGGCAGCCCUGCAGCAGGACAUGUGGUGCUGGGACCCAGCAUCGGACGGUCAAGUGCCAAGUGCUGCUGUCUUUCUCCCAGACAAUCGUGGACGUGCCAGAUGAUGAAUGCGAGGGGGUCAAACCUGCUACCAGCCAGCCUUGCUACAGCAGUCCCUGCUCUGUAGAUUUGGGUGAAGCAGGAGAAAGUGAAGAGGUGGAGGAAGAGGAGGAGAAGGGCAGGACACUGCAAAAAGAGGAACUGUACGACUGGGAGUACGAGGGCUUUACUGAGUGCUCAGAGAGUUGUGGGGGAGGUGCGCAGGAGGCUGUGGUUAUCUGCCUGAACAAGCAGACCAGAGAAGCAGCAGACCAAAGCCUGUGUGUGAGCUCUCGGCGACCCCCACGACUCCUCCAGGACUGCAAAACUCAGCCCUGCCCACCCAGGUGGGAAACUGGAGAGUGGAGCUCCUGCUCAGCUACAUGUGGGGUAGGUCUGAUGAUUCGCACUGUGGGGUGCACACACCGGCCCUCUCGUGACAGCAAUCACACUUUAGUUUUGAGGGACGAAGACUGUCAGAACCCCAAGCCCAGUCCUCUCCAAGCCUGCAACCGCUUUGACUGCCCUCCUAUGUGGGACACGCAUGACUGGGGACAGUGCUCCCAAAGUUGCGGUGGUGGGGUUCAGAGGAGGCAGGUACUAUGCAAGCAACGGUUGGCUGAUGGCAGCAUUCUGGAGCUACCUGACACGUUUUGCCCUACUAAGAGUCCUACAAGCCAGCAGCCCUGUGGUGAGCAGGAAUGCCCACCUGAGUGGGUCACAACUAGCUGGUCCCAGUGUUCAGUGACAUGUGGAAAUGGUAUUCAGACCCUCCAAGCUGUUUGCAGGAAGAAAGAGGUGAAUGGAAGGUAUUUGACAGCAGACCCUAAGAACUGUUCCCUGCUGGCUCGUCUCGACAGAAUCCGACCAUGCUUCUUCAAGCCCUGUGAAAACUCUGUCAAGCCUGAUGCCACCAUACUGGCUCAGAGAAAAGUUUAUAUCCAGUGGCAUAAAGGCAAAAAGGUUCACCUGGGCAUUGGUGGUUAUGCGUACAUCCUGCCUUGGACAACUGUGGUCCUUCGCUGCCCAACCCGCCACUUCCGUAAGGGCCAAAUCCACUGGUUGAAGGAAGGGAAGCCCCUGAUCAACCUACCACACCUCUCCAUAACGUCACUAGGAUAUGUGAAGAUCCAUCAGGUUCGUGCAUCUGAUGCUGGGAUAUAUACAUGUGUCGCAGGUGAGGCACAAGAACAUUUAGUCUUACAGAUCAUUGGCAGCAAGCAAAAGCUGUCUGUAGCAGAGUCAAUGCUCAGACGACAAAAGGUUGGGCGACCGGAUGCGAUCUCAGCUCAAGAAAGAUUUCAGGAGCUUCACAGCUCCCUCAACCGAUAUGAUGGAAUUAUUGAGCGUUUGCUUAAUCAUAAAGAAUCCAUUCGAGAUGAAAAAUAUAUCGCUGACAAAUCACCUGCGAGUGAAAAGAACAGUUCUACCCUGGAGGAUGAAGGGUCAGAGAUUUACAUCCCAGAGGUCCUCGUUGCCGACACACGCAGGCUAGAGGAGAUCAUGAAAAACUUUGCCGAAGACCUUGGAGGACUACGGGAGGAACAACUUAUCGCACAACUGCUUAGUGAGCUCACUGUGGCACAGGGUGAAACGAAUGAGUCGACUCUUCACCCUCCAGAAAGUGCUGAAUCUUCCACGCAAGAGCCACUCCAUUAUAAACCAAACACUAAAGUCCACACAGCCAGACCAAGAAACCCGCUGAUAAUCCAACGUUCGAAAAAGAUUGGAGAGGGGCCACAAUCUGAAAUGAUAGUUUAUGUGGGAAUGCCAGUUUUCCUGCAGAAACCAGUUGUUAGUUUAGUGUUGAAGUGUGAAGCAGUAGGAAAUCCUGACCCAUCAGUGACAUGGUCGAAGAAUGGGAAAGAGUUGCGCUACAGUAGCAGAGUAGGCCUGUUGCCUACAGGAUCACUGAGGAUCCAGUACCCAAGCAAAGGGGAUGAGGGUUUGUACACCUGCACUGCCAGAAACCGUUUUGGAAGGACAUCUCUUUCAUCUUCUGUGCAAAUUACUGGUGGCAAAGGAAGAAUCUGUGUCCAAGGCAACAGUGUGGGAGCAAAUGGACCGGCUUGUUCUGAGAGGAGGAAUGGCAGUCGGUCGGCCGAGCUGUGCCAAGGACAAGUCUGCCUCUUCAGGUGGCGAGUGGAUGCUUGGUCCCCAUGCUCAGCCACUUGCGGUGGUGGAGCCCAGACUAGAAUUGUGCGCUGCAUGAAGGGUCCCGAGGGCAGGUCAGAAGAGGUAGAGAGUCCAAAUUGCCUUGGAGCAGGAAGGAAACCCUCUGAUGCAAGGCCGUGCAACCUCCUUCCCUGUGCAAGAUGGGCCACAACCUCCUGGGGUUCGUGUCAUGGCAGGUGUGUGGGUCCCAGUUUGGCCACACAGCACCGCCAUAUCUACUGCCAAGAACCCAAUGGUACCAGAGUCCCCCACAGGAUGUGCACUGGGCUCCACAGGCCAAGCUCUUUGAGGAAUUGCACCGCUGAGGCUUGUGCACUUCAGUGGCUCGUGGGGCCUUGGACGCAGUGCACCGCCACGUGCGGACGGCACGGUUUCCAAUCACGCCAGGUGACCUGCGUCCACCUUCGGACCAGCAAGGCCUUCCGAGACCGUCACUGCACGUGGAGGCCUCGGCCUGCCAGCUGGCAGCGAUGUAACAUUUUAUCCUGCGGCAGAGCAGGAGAGUGCCGGGACAGCACGAGGUACUGUGAGAAGGUGCGGCAGCUGGAGCUUUGCCUGCUGCCCCAGUUUAAGAGCCGCUGCUGUUUCUCCUGCCGAAACACCUGAAAUGGAGAAGUGAGAACGUUGGUGAAAAAUCUGGAAAGGUCAGGGAAGGUGUCACGGAAGUCAAGGAACCUCAAUGCCUAUCCCAACACCCUCCAAUGUCUUCAACGAUCGCUCCUGGAUUCCCGAGUGCGGAGGAAUGUUUGUUUGUCAUACCCAAAAGUGACUAAAAUCGACUUUUAAGAUACCAUACGUGGGUUUGAAUUCAAAAUUAUUGCUACGAGAGGAAACCACGUCUGUUAAUGAAGGCUUUGGUUUUACUUCUUUAUUUUUAAUUUAAAUCUGAAGUUCGUACAAACAGCUUUUGUGUCCCAAACAGUAGAUAUAUUUCCAGUGUGAGCAGUAGGAACUCUGCGGUUUCAUAAAGGGGAACUAAAGCCUUAAAAGCCGUGAUGACGGUCAUGUCCACAUUAACAAAAUCUGAGCAACGUAAUCUUCAGUUUCAGGUUCCUGAGCAAACGGAAGAUCACUAUCAUGUUCCUCUGAAACACAAUCACUCCACGCCAAAUUAAGUUUAUAUGAUUGCAUUCAAAUUUACGAAGUAAUGCGAUGUUAAUAAUCGGCCUAAAUAGAUGACUGACUUCAUACCAAGGAAUUCUGGGUAAACGCCAAGCUUGUGAUAACCACUGGAUAGCUCUGUGUUUGUCUUUACUGCUAGGAUUUUGAUGCUAAGUGAGCUUUUAUGAACGUAGCAAUGGGUUAAAAAGGGGUGGAAAACUGAAAACCAGCUUGAUGCUGCUUAAGUGAGAACGAUGACAAAAUAAAGCCUAGUAUUAAAUAACUGGGACACAUUUAGUACCAGCCACACUUGGAAAAAAGUUUUCAUAAACAUAAAAUAUUAAUUUUAAGCAAAAUGCAACAAA